ACGAGGAAAGUCGCCAUUUACGACAUAGUAGGGGAAGCUCAGCGCCUUCAUAGAUCUGCAUCUGAAAUCUCAAGUUUUGCCGGACUCACUCAAUGGAAUCAUCUUCGGAUCCAUCGAAACAAUUACGAGAUUCUGUAACUGAGAGGAAAAGGAAAGGACCGCCAUUCAAAUUCUUGGUCCCUCUCGUAUACGCUCCUGUUCUUCCCCUAGUUCGGUUGUCUCUGAGGCAUAAGCCAGUCCUGAGGGACAGGUUGUUCACUCUUGUCUUGGCAGGGGCUUUCGCUCAUGGGUUUUAUUUGGUAACGGAUAUAUACGACGCAGAGAGCAAAUGAGAACUCGGAAAACCUUUGAGACGCAAUCGAGAGACGGAAGAAGAAACUUACUCUUUCUCCUCUCAACCUCCAUUUGAAGAGAGCCUUAGUGUUUGUUUCUUGCUUGUGCACAUUCUCAAUGUGGUCAUUAUUGCUUUUAAAUUUCAUUGUUUGGUCUCUUUGGUACAACGUUAGAAGCAAUAAUUUACAUUAAGGACAAUUUGAUUCUCUGCCUUAGCCGAAAUUGUCGAGGCAUGUCGUCUUUCUUUGAAUGUUGCAACUGCUAAUUGUACAAGUUUUUUAGGCAUGGGCUAAAAAAACAUCACCAUGUGACUGUUGGCUUUGUU
Molecule: messenger RNA, 658 nt
Organism: Tarenaya hassleriana
Lineage: Eukaryota; Viridiplantae; Streptophyta; Magnoliopsida; Brassicales; Cleomaceae
Exons: 4
Coding region: 93-332 (79 amino acids)
Cellular component (GO): chloroplast
Source: RefSeq, a predicted model, not a curated record